Hypanus sabinus (Atlantic stingray) is the source of this 1475-nucleotide messenger RNA. Its product is annotated as rabenosyn-5. The record is from RefSeq and is a predicted model, not a curated record. The annotation marks the transcript as partial. Lineage: Eukaryota; Metazoa; Chordata; Chondrichthyes; Myliobatiformes; Dasyatidae. Gene Ontology annotation, molecular function: metal ion binding. The transcript has 11 exons.
CAAUGCAUCUGUGAAUUUCGGACUACAUCUCCCAGCGGGCGGUGCGGCGGGCGGGCUCUCUCCUGCGCUCAGCUGGGCGGGGUGGUGGCGAAAAUAUCAGGACUGAGGCGUGUUGAAUUGUCCAGGCCCCACAGUUAUGCCUGACCUCUUCCCGACGUGAGAUGUUGCCCCGGGGGAUCGCCAGAGCGUCGCCAGUCCCGUCCCGCCUGCCGCCUUCAGGCCACAGCUGAGCAGCUUGGGAAGGGAUGUGGGCGUCCCCCUCCUCGCCGCCCCAGCCCAGCCAUGGCCGAGGGGGCAGCCCCUCGCUGGGAGAGGUGCGUGAAGGAUUCCUGUGUCCCCUCUGUCUGAAGGACCUUCUAUCCGUUCAGCAGCUCCAAGCUCACUACGAAGAGGCGCACUCCAGCGACGAUGAUGGACACAUGGUGGGCCAGAUUAAAACCUUCCUCGGCCGAGCGAAGCGCAAGCUCCUGAAGAGGGACGAGUCGGGCCAGCUGGAGCCGGAGCCCCAGGACCUGGUUUACACGGGCGGAGUGGACACCAGCAAGUGGGAGCCUCAGGACCUCGGCGUGACCAGGAGCGUGAGGAGCAAGUUCCAGCAGUGGCGAGGAGCCCGAAUCAACCACUACGUCAUUGAGGCCAACAAGUUGCUGAUCCGCUUGGAAAAGCUGAUCGCCUUUGACCGAACAGCUACAGACCCUGCCAAGAAGAAAGCCCUGGAGCGCUCAGUGGUGAGCUGGGUGAGUGACCGGGACGUGCCCUACUGCCCCGACUGUGGGGCCCACUUCUCCCUCACCCUGCGGCGCCACCACUGCCGUCUGUGCGGCUCCAUCAUGUGCAAGCGGUGCUCCCACUUCCUGUCCGUCCACUUUGCCCAGAGGCUGACGAGCGCGGUCAGGGCCUCGGUGACGGCAGGGAGUGCGCCGCUGGGGUCAGAGCGCAUGCCGAGCGGCGGGGAGAGCAGCCGGAGGUCCAGCGUGUCGAGCGUGGGCUCCCUGCUGGAGGACGGUGAGGACGACCGCAUCGUCUCGUGUGGGCACUGCAGCAACGUCCUCGAGAGGCAGGAGAGGAGGCUGGAGGAGAGGGAGAGUUCGCCCGUCAUCUGCCAGCUCUACCAGAAGCUACGUUCCUGCAUCGUCCGGGUGGAGGAGUUGGCCCCCGAGUACGGGAAGAUGGCUGACUCUCUGAAUGCGGGGGAGAGCACGUUCGGGCUGGAGCAGGCAGUUCAGCUGAGGAUGGAACUGAUGAAGCUGUACGAACGCAUCGACCUUCUCAGCAAGAAGAUCGCCUCGCUGGGAAUGAGUGGGGGGCCCCCUCCACAUCCCAAGGCUCUGCAACUCCAGAAGAUGAUCCGCAUUUCGGCCACCCACUUCCUACAAGAGAAACUGCUGGGCCUGACCAGUCUCCCUAGCCUGGAGAAACUGGAAGAACUGAAGGAGAAACGAAGGCAGAGGGAUUUGGGCGCCCCGCCCGUGGGA